AUGGGAAAUCAAGUCCAAUUCUAUCCUGGCCGCGCGGAGACGUGGGAUCGAGAAUUCGAAGCACCUUCUGGGAAUCUCAGUUUUUUGUUGUCCCAGGCCGCCGCCCGAUACCAUGAUCAUGAAGUGAUUCUUUCACUCCAUCAGCCGAAAAUCCCCAGUUAUUUCAAUGAAGCAAAAUCCGAAGGGCCAUGCAACUUAAGAUUGACAUAUCAACAACUGCACCUUGCUAGCUUGAGAUUUGCAAGAGCUCUCUCGUCUCGAGGUGUGACCCGAAACAGUUCCGUUGUUACUUUUCUUUUCAACCAAUUCGAAUGGUGCCUGGCAUUCUGGGCAUCAAUGCACCUAGGGUGUCGUUUUGUGCCUUUAGACCCACGCACUAUUUCCCAACCGGAAGAGGCACUGUACCUUCUAAAGCAGGCAAAUGCAGGGGCGGUACUAGUCGCCACGGAUGCCUUGGCUGCGCAAGUCGAGGAAAUUCUACCCAAGGGACACGAGCAGGACAUCUUUCGAUGCUUGCUCUCUGAUGAAUCCACUGAGCAGCUACCCGAUGGCUGGGCCUUGGUAUCAGAUGUUAUGUCAAGCUCUCCGGAUGAUAUUGAUCUCUCUCCGGGCUUCAAUGCCAGUCCCCAAGAUUCUGCCGUCCUUCUUUUCAGUAGCGGCACGACAUCGCGGCCCAAAGCGUGCCCCCAGACAUCUCUCAAUCUCAGUGCGCCUGCAGUGCAGCUGGGGCAAACCUUUCACAUUGCUCCAGGACAUACUAUAUGUCAACAUCUACCCAGCUUUCACAUUUUCGGCAUUGCAUUUAGCUUGGCAGGCUGGCUAGCGGGUGCCACUGUUGUAUUCCCUAGUCCCAGUUUCGACGCCGCAUCGAGUAUCCAAGCCAUUUUGCAGGGCACGAAUGUCCAUGCACCAUGCGUUCCCAUGAUGGUCCAAGCAAUUGCCGAACAUCCGUCCUCCCCGACGACAGGCUUCUCUACGCUGUCUUCAAUCACGUUGGGCGGUGCACCGUCAUUUCCUAGGAUUAUUGAAACAUGCAAAGCGUUGACGCCGAAGAGAUUAUGUGUCGGCUACGGCCUGACCGAGGGCGUAGUCACUUUGAUGAAUGUAAAAGACAUCAAUGCUUGGCAACAUACUGGGGAUAUUUCCUCUGGUCGAGUGUGUUCCGGAUCCAGGAUCAAAAUUUGUGAGCCUGGAAAACGCGUGGCUAUCGGGUAUGGCCAGCUUGGGGAGCUCCAUCAAGGCGGCGUCCCUGUUUUCAACGGCUAUCUCGGGAUGGACAGUGAUGCAUGCUACCAGGAAGAUGGUGUCAACUGGGUAGCGACUGGUGACCAAGCCUACAUGGAUGAGGGAGGAUAUGUCUACAUCCCUGGGCGGUAUAAAGACAUCAUUAUUCGAGGUGGAGAAAAUAUCUCGCCUGCGAAGAUUGAGAAUUGUCUGCGUAAGGCCAAGGGUGUCAAUUUUAAUCAGGCCUACGUUAUUGGAAUCCCGGAUGAUCUUGCUGGGGAAGUUCCUAUUGCCGUUGUUCAGCAGGCGGGACCCUCAGUUCUAUCUGGAAACGAGCUCAAAGCAAUGGCGCUUUCCGAGUUGACCCCUGGAUUCGCCCCCGCCAGGGUGCUCGAUGUGCAAAGAGAUCUCGGCCGGGAUACUUUUCCAACCACCACAACUGGAAAGGUGCAAAAAUUGGUUCUUCGACGCUGGGUGAUGGAAUAUCUCGAUUCUCUCGCGAGCUUACCUGUGAUCGACGAUUCUUGCCAGUCAUUAGAAUCACAGUUGACGUCUAUCUGGGUUCAUUUCUCUGGCCAGAAGCUUUCCGAGGUAGAUUUCGAUGAAUCAUUCCACAAGAUUGCGGAUAGCAUGACUCUCAUUCAGCUUACCGGUCAAAUUCGGAAAACCCUACACAGAAGUGUCAGCAUGACGGACUUGGUGGAAAAUAAUACCCUCAGAAAGCUAAUGGGCUAUCUUGCACGCAAACCUCUUCUCGCCAAUAACCCAGCACCGCCCAGAUCUCUUCCUUGGGAUAGUUCUAUGGCUUCGAACAUGAUGCAUAUAAAAGGACAUACUGAGCACAUGCAAGUCACAAGGAAUCAAGCAGUUGGACAUCUGACGCCAUUAGGAUUUGGGUGGGAUGAUAUGGAAGACCUACUCCCAUUGUCUGACUGCAUGAAGCUGAUGACCAGAGGUGGGAGAUCACAAUCUUGGAACCACCGCCACUCUUUGGUGGUCCGAUCUGUGUCGACAGCAGAGGUGGAAGCCACCAUCAAGUUGUGGAUUAAGCGGAAUCCCAUGCUUCGAGCAACGCACAUGGCCUGCGGUAAUGAUUCACAGCUAUACGUCAUCAUGCGUCCUAAUGAUAGGUGGCUAGAUACCCAGAUCACUACUGGCAGUAGCUUGGCAAGCAUUGAUGAUAUUCCAACUUAUCGAUUGAACGACUCGACCUAUGAUCAUGUGCAGCUCUCUGGUCCUUUGCUCAAAUGCACCGUUCUACCAAUUGACAAUUGCAAAGCCACAGGUGUGGUCUUGCAUAUGCAUCAUGUCAUGUUUGAUGGCAUGGUGAUGCAUAGAUGGUAUCAAGAUCUGAACCAAUUACUGCAAGGCAAAAUGCCGCCAUCCCUCUGCGCUUUUCGUGAAUUUGCAUCGUUCUACCAAGCAUAUCGUGAAAGUCGAGAAGCCCAAGAGGCCGUGGAUUACCAUGUUAAUCAGCUCCGUGGACUGGGUGCCAUUCAGAAAGACUUUUGGCCUCAGCAACGGGCACCACGCUGGUUCAAAGGAGACGACCAUGGCUGGUGCCAUGAAGAUGGUUCACAAUCCCAUCCCGGAGAGCGAGUACUAUUAGAUGGCGAUCGCAGCUGUGGAACUAUGGGCUUCUUUUACAAAAUUCACUUGCCAUUCAUUCGUGCCUUGAAGUCAAAAUGGGAGCUGUCGCCACCCAUUGUCGCCAAGUCCGCAUGUGCACUUCUCAACAUCUACAAAACUGGAGCAGAUGAGGCAGUGUUUGUGAGUGAUGAGUCUGGACGGGCAUGGCCUUCUAUGGAAGAGAAUUCGACUUCUGUUCCGCCAACUGUGAGCCCGCUAGAUAUUGGAGGACCGACUUUUCAAAAGACGAUUAAUCGUAUUCGUGUGGAACCCAACGAGACAACUUUGCAGUUCCUACAACGAAUGCAAAAGAAGCAGCAAGAUAUCGACCGCUACUGCCAUGCCCCUCUGGAUGCAAUAAUUAGUUCACUGGAGCAAGAUUCAGUACAUGGGCUUGCAGAUGCGGCUGCAGUCCGAGAUAUUCUUCAGCGUCAGCUUUUCGAUUGGCUGCCUUCACCUCCGUCAUCUGAGAACGUCGAUGGCGAGCCCGCAGCUCCAGUAGAGAUGCUGGAGGUCUUGAGCCGGUCUGAUCUUGGGCUUGUCUGGUUUCCAUCUCUUUUGCCUGGUGAUUAUCUUUUGUUAGAGGUUUCUUGGGAUGACGCACAGCUAAGGGGGCAUGAGAUAUAUCAGGCUAUUCAAGAAUUCUUGUGCGCCUUGGUAUGGAUCUCAAACCCAGAAAAUUUCGAUAAGCCUGUAACUCAAUGUGAGUUCCAGGGCCAGAAAGCACUGGCAGCUUCGGAAUGCAACUUUCAUCGCUAA
This is a messenger RNA of Penicillium verhagenii, 3612 nucleotides long. RefSeq names its product class I adenylate-forming enzyme family protein. Lineage: Eukaryota; Fungi; Ascomycota; Eurotiomycetes; Eurotiales; Aspergillaceae. The record is from RefSeq and is a predicted model, not a curated record. Gene Ontology annotation, biological process: fatty acid metabolic process. The transcript has 2 exons. The coding region runs from base 1 to 3612 and encodes 1203 amino acids. Gene Ontology annotation, molecular function: medium-chain fatty acid-CoA ligase activity.